Messenger RNA from Pteronotus mesoamericanus, 3777 nucleotides. RefSeq names its product protocadherin 12 (gene PCDH12). Gene Ontology annotation, biological process: homophilic cell-cell adhesion. The record is from RefSeq and is a predicted model, not a curated record. NCBI's taxonomy places the organism in Eukaryota, Metazoa, Chordata, Mammalia, Chiroptera, Mormoopidae. Gene Ontology annotation, molecular function: calcium ion binding. Gene Ontology annotation, cellular component: plasma membrane. The coding region runs from base 1 to 3597 and encodes 1198 amino acids. The transcript is spliced from 4 exons.
AUGAUGCAACUUUUGCGACUUUUGCUGGGGCUUCUGGGGCCAGGUGGCUACUUGUUUCUUUCAGGGGAUUGUCAGGAAGUGGCCACUCUCACUGUGAAAUACCAAGUGUCAGAGGAAGUGCCAUCUGGCACGGUGAUAGGGAAGCUCUCCCAGGCACUGGGCUGGGAGGAGAGGCAUGGGCAAGCGGGGGCUGCCUUCCAGGUCUUGCAGCUACCUCAGGCACUCCCCAUCCAGGUGGACCCCCUGGACGGCUUGCUCAGCACGGGGAGGCGUCUGGACCGAGAGCAGCUCUGCAGGCAGCAGGAUCCCUGCCUGGUUUCCUUUGAUGUGCUUGCCACAGGGGAUUUGGCUCUGAUCCACGUGGAGAUUGAGGUGCUGGACAUCAAUGAUCAUGAGCCACAGUUUCCCAAAGGCGAGCAGGAGCUGGAGAUCUCUGAGAGUGCUUCUCUGCGCACCCGGAUCCCCCUGGACAGAGCUCUGGACCCAGACACUGGCCCCAACACGCUGCACUCCUACUCCCUAUCUCCCAGUGAGCACUUCGCCCUGGAUGUCAUUGUGGGGCCCGAUGAGACCAAACACGCGGAGCUUGUGGUGGUGAAGGAGCUGGACCGGGAAAUCCACUCAUGUUUUGAUCUGGUGUUAACUGCCUAUGACAGUGGGAACCCCCCCAAGUCAGGCACCAGCUUGGUCAAAGUCAACGUCCUGGACUCCAACGACAACAGCCCUGUGUUUGCUGAGAGCUCACUGGCACUAGAAAUCCAAGAAGAUGCUGCCCCUGGUACUCUCCUCAUAAACUUGACCGCCACCGACCCUGACCAAGGCCCUAACGGAGAGGUGGAGUUCUUUCUCAGUAAGCACGUGCCUCCGGAGGUGCUGGACACCUUCAGUAUUGAUGCCAAAACAGGCCAGGUAAUUCUGCUCCAACCCCUAGACUAUGAGAAGAAUCCUGCUUAUGAGGUGGAUGUCCAGGCAAGGGACCUGGGCCCCAAUCCCAUCCCAGCCCAUUGCAAAGUCCUCAUCAAGGUUCUGGAUGUCAAUGACAACGCUCCAAGCAUCCACAUCACAUGGGCCUCCCAGCCGUCACUGGUAUCAGAAGCUCUUCCCAAGGACAGUUUCAUUGCUCUCGUCACGGCCAAUGACUUAGACUCAGGAAACAAUGGUCUGGUCCACUGUUGGCUGAGCCAAGAGCUGGGUCACUUCAGGCUGAAAAGGACCACUGGCAACACAUACAUGCUGCUAACCAAUGCCAUGCUGGACAGAGAGCAGUGGCCUGAAUACGCCCUCACUCUAUUGGCCCAAGACCAAGGAACCCAGCCUUUAUCGGCGGAGAAACAGCUCAGCAUCCAGAUCAGUGAUGUCAAUGACAACGCACCUGUGUUUGAGAAGAGCCGGUAUGAAGUCUCCACUAGGGAAAACAACCUGCCCUCUCUUCACCUCAUUACCAUCAAAGCUCAUGACGCAGAUCUGGGCAUUAAUGGACAACUCUCAUACAGAAUCCAGGACUCCCCAGUCUCUCAUUUGGUAGCCAUGGAUCCAGACACCGGAGAGGUCACUGCUCAGAGGUCACUGGACUAUGAGCAGAUGGCUGGCUUUGAGUUCCACGUGAUUGCAGAGGACAAGGGACAGCCCCAGCUCUCAUCCAGUGUCUCUGUGUGGGUCAACCUCCUGGAUGCUAAUGAUAAUGCCCCAGAGGUGAUUCAUCCCCUCCUCAGUGAUGGGAAAGCCAGCCUCUCGGUGCUUGUAAAUGCCUCCACAGGCCACCUUCUGGUGCCCAUUGACACUCCCAAUGGCUUAGGUCCAGCAGGUACUGACAAAGCACCACAGGCCGCCCACAGCUCCCAGCCAUUCCUUUUGGCGACCAUUGUAGCAAGAGAUGCAGACUCGGGGGCAAAUGGAGAGGUCUUCUACAGUAUUCGGAGUGGGAAUGAAGCCCGCCUCUUUGUCCUCAGCCCUGACCUGGGGCAGCUGUUCAUCAAUAUCACCAAUGCCAGCAGCCUCAUUGGGAGUAAGUGGGAGCUGGAGAUAGUGGUAGAAGACCGUGGCAGCCCCUCCUUGCAGACCCAAGCCUUGUUGAGGGUCUUGUUUGUCACCAGUGUGGACCACUUCAGGGACUCAUCCCCUGAUCCUGGGGCCCUAAGCACAUCGGUGCUGACGGUGAUUUGCCUGGUUGUCCUGCUGGCCAUCUUUGGGUUGAUCUUGGCUUUGAUCGUGUCCCUCUGCCGGACAGAGAAGAAGGACAACAGGGCCUAUAACUGUCGGGAGGCUGAAUCCACCUACCGCCACCAGCCCAAGAGGCCCCAGAAACACAUUCAGAAAGCAGAUAUCCACCUCGUCCCUGUGCUCAGGGGCCAGGGGGACGCGCCUGGUGAAGUCGGGCAACCCCCAAAGGAUGUUAGCAAAGAAGCAAUGAUGGAAGCAGGCUGGGACCCCUGCCUGCAGGCCCCCUUUCAUCUCACACCGACCCUCUACAGGACCCUGCGUAACCAAGGCAACCAGGGAACGCUGGCUGAGAACCGAGAGGUGCUGCAGGACACAGUCAACCUCCUUUUCAACCAUCCCAGGCAGAGGAAUGCUUCUCGGGAGAAUCUGAACCUUCUUGAGCCCCAGCCUGCACUGGGCCAGCCCUGCUCAAGGCCCCUGAAGGCGGCAGGCAGCCCCACAGGGAGGCUGCCCAGAGAGCAGGGCAGCGAGGAGGCCCUGCUGAACUCACCAGCCUCUUCUGCAACCCUGAGGCGGCAGCGAAACCUCCAUGGUAAAGUGGCCCCUGAGAAAGAGUCAGGCCCCCGUCAGAUCCUGCGGAGCCUGGUCCGGCUGUCCGUGGCCGCCUUUGCAGAGCGGAACCCCGUAGAGGAGCUCACUGUGGAUUCUCCUCCUGUUCAGCAAAUCUCGCAGCUGCUGUCCUUGCUGCAUCAGGGCCAAUUCCAGCCCAAACCAAACCACCGGGGAAACAAGUACUCAGCCAAGCCCUGCGGUGGCAGGAGUGCAGUCCCAGAAACAGAUGGCCCAGGGACUAGGGCUGGUGGCCAGGCGGAACCGGACCAGGAGGAGGGACCCUUGGACCUUGAAGAGGACCUCUCGGUGAAGCAGCUGCUAGAAGAAGAGCUGUCCAGCCUACUGGACCCCAACAAAGGCCUGGCCCUGGAACGGCUGAGUGCCCCAGACCCCGCCUGGAUGGCUAGGCUUUCCCUGCCCCUUACCACGAACUACCGUGACAACGUGUUCUCCCCGGACACUGCAGCCUUGGAGGAGCCGAGGACCUUCCAGACGUUCGGCAAGGGGUCGGGGCCGGAGCUGAGCCCGACUGGCACGCGGCUGGCCAGCACCUUCCUUUCUGAGAUGAGCUCGCUGUUGGACAUGCUGCUGGAGCAGCGUGCCAGCGUGCCCGUGGAGGCCGCCUCCGAGGUGCUGCGGCGGCUCUCCGUCUGCGGGAGGACCCUCAGUCUAGACCUGGCCACCAGUGGGGCCUCCGGCACGGACAUCCACGGAAGCCCAAGUGGAAAGGGGGCUGAGGGCAGGACCAGCAGUAGCAGCAGCAGCAGGGGCCUGUGGAUCCAAGAACGAGGGGCCCCAGGAGACAUUAGAGAGUCCAGGCCCUGAGGUUCCUUGGACAUGUGGUUUCUAAAAUUGUUGAACUCACUGAGCUGAGGUGGCUCGAGAACUUCAGGUUAACUGAUGCCGCCCCACAGAGGGGGCAGGGGCCGAAGGACUAACAGCUGGCUCACCAAAGCAGCUCCUUGUUAAGAGCUGGCUCUGAAUUUUUGGAGGACAGAGAUAGUU